Molecule: messenger RNA, 3158 nt
Organism: Acanthaster planci (crown-of-thorns starfish)
Lineage: Eukaryota; Metazoa; Echinodermata; Asteroidea; Valvatida; Acanthasteridae
Gene: opa3
Product: outer mitochondrial membrane lipid metabolism regulator OPA3
Biological process (GO): regulation of lipid metabolic process
Cellular component (GO): mitochondrion
Source: RefSeq, a predicted model, not a curated record
UACCAAGGUACCAAUCCAAAUACAUAUACUUGAAGGAUAUGGCUGCGGCUGGAAAUAACACGUGCACCAAUGGUAGCAUGGAUUAGAGGCUAGCAGCAAAUUACAAAGACGCGUGUAACUUCCGCAGCCGGCCAACACUAAGUACAUGUUAGCACUGUGUAGUGUACAUGUCGGUGCAACUUCACUGAACGACAAAGAUUGCUGUCUGAUUGCUCGGAGAAAAUAAGGGGUGCAUCUUUACAUUGUCGUUUCUUUUGAUCAGAUCCUCAGAAGCAUUAAAUUGCCCCGUUAUCCUUGGUUGAAUCCUUGACAUCAUUGAAAUGAGCCAUUGAAAAUACAAUGCUACUCCCUCCAUGACCAUGGCAUGCCAUGGUUGCAUCAUCAGCAGUCCAUGAAGUGGGUUGCUAUAGCCCAGGCUAGUAAGUUAGUAAGAGCAUGGGUGUAACUUGUAGACAGUGAACAAUUUCAUUUUCGGUGUGACAGUUGAAUAUGCAUUAUGUGAACAUACGUGUAUUGGGUUCUUCAAGACAAAUUCUAGCACAGCUUAUUGAGAUUUUUGACAAGCCAUUUGUGGAGGCUAGUGUCGAGUGAAAGAAUGGCAGGCUUCCAACAAGCCGCUUUCCCCCUCAUCAAACUCGCCUCACUGGCCGUGAAACAGAUCAGUAAACCUCUGGCCAAACGGAUUCAGAUGAUGGCCAAAACAAGACCGUUUAUGCGCAAAUACAUUUGCAUCCCACCAGCACAAUUGCAUCACUGGAUGGAAGUCAACCUGAGGAUGAAAAUACUUGGUCUUGGCAAAGCCUCUUCAGUCCAACCUCUCACGGAGGAGGCAGCUGUUGAACUAGGAGCGGACAUCAUUGGCGAGACGUUCCUCUUUGUGGUGGCCGUGGGGACGAUAGCAUUUGAGUAUUACCGCCUGCAGCGGAAAGAUCAGAAACACGAAGGGGAGCAGACGGCGGCCAUUUCUACGUUGCAGCAGAGAGUGGAAGAGCUGGGCAUCACUGUGGAAGAGCAAGACGCAAGGAUACGGGAACUGCACAGACAAGUGGUUGGGUUGUCUCCGGCGAAAAAAUGAUGAAGUUUAGAAGUGCUCAGAAUUCCUCUGUCUAAAGCAUGGAGAAUAAAAUCAGACUUACUUUACCCUUGUUUGCAAAAUUUCCCAAUGUUUUCAUGAGGCAAAAUACAAGGUGUCCUGUAGGGGCGUGCAUUUAUGGGUAUUUUUGGAACCGAGCACCAGUUUUAUGUCAAUACCGGAUAUCCGGUAUACCCUUACAUUAAUCCUGGCAGACCUCCACCUUUUUAUUAAACAAAAUUGUUCCCUAAGGCUUCAGUUUGUAACAAAAGUAGCUCCAUCAAUCUUUGAACCAGAGUGAGGACCAUUGGACCAGGUUUUUCAGCAAUUCUGCCGUUCACUUUUAAAGCUCACACACAUUUUAUGCGUGGAAUUUUUUACAGGUACCCGGCCCAAAAAAUGGAAUCGGGUUUUGAUAUCGACGGGCUGGUACCCAACACAGGCCUAGUCUCCUGUUAAGUUUGAGGUCUCAACUCCAUUCAAAAGUUGCCUCUCUUUUCCUGCCUUGCAUGUUUUCACUACCUUAAGUUUCGGUUCUCCAUUUAUACCACUCACCACAAAAAUGGAAAGUGACUAACCUACAUAACUGCUGGUUCUGCUCUUGGAAAUACAAGCUCAAUUUUAGCCACGCAUGUUUAUGCAUUUAAAAAACUUGGCCUCUUCCCUUGAGAAACAACUAUUUUUGAACCAGUGACAGUCAUUUGAGAGCAUUUCCCCAAGAUUCGCAUCUUAGACAAAACAAAAAUUAGACCUUAGACAAAAAUUGAUCCUGUAUCCUAAAGGGAUAUGACAAGGACGUUGACACAAUGAUUGGUGUACCUUUAUAUAUUCAAUUUUCCUUUUUUAUGAGAAUUACCUCAGAUCUUUUCUCGCAAAUUUCAAACCGACCUUCCUUAAACGAAACUCACUUUUACUUGCAAGCAAUAAAAAAAAUACGCCUAAUUGGCACUCCGUAUUUCACACCUUGCAGUAUGGGCCAGCUAUCAAAAGUCUGCACGGUGGCAAACUGCUAUUUCUGGUGUCAGCAAUGAAAGUGCAAACAUGGAUCAGGAACCAGAUUUGUUGAGGGGUGAACAGUUUGUGAAAAUAAUGUUUUAUGGCAUUUUUAAGAGGGAUUAGGCCAUAUUUUGGUGCUUUUUACACAUUUUUUAGAGGAAGGAAAAAGAAAUAGACCACUGAAUAAAAUAUUGCCUUUCAUUAUUUUCAAUUGUUGACCCCCCAGGGGUGGGAUCGGCCCAGUCAUCCCUCCCAGACCUCCCCCCAGGUUAAUGGGCAUCUGUAAUGUCCUGACACUUAAACAAACAGUGAUUGUUUCAGCAAGUUAGAAACCAAGCAAGUCAACUGAAAACGUGGCGAGCUGCAAUCAGAAAGGAUCCAGUUCUUGACAUUAAUGCAAAAACAUUAGAAACAGACCAAGAUCUUGUAAUAAUGUUACUUCCAAUGUCUCUUCGAUGACUGUUCCCUCCCAGACACAAAUGAAGUAACUUUGAUGUUGCAAAAACACGCAACUAACCAAGUUGUAACUUGCAAGUUGUAGGACAAUUCCUGGCUAGGUUACCAAUGCUAAGAACCUCAUAAUUCACAACAAAUUAUGUACAUAUCUGAAAUGCCUGGCUUUGGAAUAAAAUGAAAUUUGUACAAUAAAUGUAGAAUAUCAGACUGAAGAAUGAACAGACGGAAGAGUUAUCAGGCUUUGUGUAAUUUUGAAUCGUGUUAUGACUAUACUGUGUGAUUGUUCCAGCUGGAAGACUGGAGUUCAAGCACAAUGGAUGGGCGAGAUGGCAGAUAAAUAAUUCCACGUUGCUCAUGGCCUGUAAUACAUGUACCUUCAAGAUUCAAGGGGAUGGCUAGGGCCUUUUGGUUUUUUUUAUCCUGACCUCUGCAUUCCUCAAAGGUUCUUUGUCAUGCAAACACAUAUUCAAAGCUAUGUGAAGUCUUGGUUUGCAUAGAUCUCAAGAUACACUAAGCCUGACUGGACUUCCUGUUCAGUUCUUACAGUCAUCAAUAGGAAUGUAAUAAGCCACUUGCGAGUUAAAUUUGAAUAAAUCCGGUAAUCUGGUAUCUGUGUUAUCUGAUUGCAUAGAAA